GCCCAGCUGGAGCUGAUCGGGCACAGCGUGUUCGACUUCGUGCACCCCUGCGACCACGAGGAGCUGCAGGACGUGCUCAGCCCCCGGCAGGGGGGUCCCCGGAGGAGGGGGGAGCGCUCGGGCCGCAGUUUCUCCCUGCGCAUGAAGAGCACCCUGACCGGGCGUGGGCGCUGCCUCAACCUCAAAGCGGCGUCCUGGAAGGUCCUGCACUGCACGGGACACAUGAGGACGUACUCGGGGUCGGGGGGCGGCGAUCCCCCCCUGCGCUGCCUGGUUCUGAUCUGCGAGGCCAUCCCGCACCCCGGGGCCAUCGAGGCCCCUUUGGGAUCGGGAACCGUCCUCACCCGCCACUCCAUGGACAUGAAGUUCACUUAUUGCGAUGACAGGAUCGGGGAGGUGGCCGGGUACCACCCCGAGGAGCUCCUGGGUUGUUCCCUCUACGAGUUCGUCCACGCGCUCGACUCCAACACCCUGAGCCGGAGCGUCCACACCCUGCUGAGCAAGGGCCAGGCGGUCACGAGCCACUAUCGGUUCCUGGCCAAGCGCGGGGGGUUCCUGUGGGCUCAGACCCAGGCCACCGUCAUGGGCGGGGGGCGAGCGGCCCCCGAGGGCAUCGUGUGUCUGCACUUCGUGCUCAGCCGCGUGGAGCAGCGCGGGCUCGUUCUGUCCCUGGAGCAAACCCAACGCCGAGAUUUUGGGGGUGGGGGUCGCCGACCCCCUCCCCCCACCCCCACCAACGACCCCCCCCCGGACGCUGUGCUCGACCUCAGCCUCGGUGUGGGGGUCCCGGGGGUCCUGGCCUUCGUGCGCCCCUCCCACAUUCCCGAGGCCGUGCUGCAGAGGGACCCCCGACGUUUCUGCUCCCCCGAACUCAUCCGGCUCCUCGCCCCCAUUUUUGACCCCCCCCCGACGACCCCCACCCCCCCACGCCGCCCCCGAAGCCCCUCCCCGCCCCCCAGGGACAAACUGGUGCUGCAGGUGCAGAAAAUUUUUGGGGGGAGCCGCGGCCCCGGCACCGCCCUGCAGGUAAAGGGGGGGAGGGGGAGGGAAGUGGGGACCCUCCUGGGGCCCCCCACCCCAAAUGUCGAUCCCACGUCGCCCCUGGACCUGGCCAUGCUGGCCCCCUACAUCCCCAUGGACGGCGACUUCCAGCUGGGCGGGGCCGAACCGCAAAGGGGGCGUGGCCUGAACCACGUGGGCCACGCCCACAAAACCGAGGCCCCGCCCCCAAGGCCCAGAGCCCGCAGCUUCCCAGGACGAGGCCCCGCCCCCUCCCGGCCUGGCCACGCCCUCCCGCGCUGGGGGAGCGACCCCGCCCUCGGCCACGCCCCUCGGCCACGCCCUGCUAGGAAGAGGUGGGUGGGGAUUAAGGGGUGGGGCUUGAAUGAAUAA
Cinclus cinclus is the source of this 1392-nucleotide messenger RNA. It is a transcript of the gene NPAS1, whose product is annotated as neuronal PAS domain protein 1. The annotation marks the transcript as partial. Gene Ontology annotation, molecular function: DNA-binding transcription factor activity, RNA polymerase II-specific; RNA polymerase II transcription regulatory region sequence-specific DNA binding. Lineage: Eukaryota; Metazoa; Chordata; Aves; Passeriformes; Cinclidae. Gene Ontology annotation, biological process: regulation of transcription by RNA polymerase II; cellular response to hypoxia. The record is from RefSeq and is a predicted model, not a curated record. The transcript has 9 exons.